Rhizophagus irregularis DAOM 181602=DAOM 197198 is the source of this 2715-nucleotide messenger RNA. Lineage: Eukaryota; Fungi; Glomeromycota; Glomeromycetes; Glomerales; Glomeraceae. The record is from RefSeq and is a predicted model, not a curated record.
AUGAAUAGUAAUAGCUUCGAAAAUUUUAUUCAGUAUAAUACUGCUGAAAAUUCUGUUAGUGUUCCAUUUGGUCGUGUUGCAGAAUAUUAUCUUAAGAACCACCCUUUGCUUAAAAAUAUUCGUUUAAAAAGUCAGAGCCGAAAAAAAACCCCUGAAUUAAUUAAAGAAGAGCUUAUUUUAGUUGAACGUGUUGAGGGAGCUGUUGACUUUAUUGAAUGGAGAACAAAAACUGGUCAAACAAAGUCAACAAAUCGAAUUGAUGACAUAAUCAAAUUAACAGAAAAAGGCGAAGAAUUAGUUAGACAAAUUGAAGCAGGUGUAAAAAAAGAUAAAUUAUGUUGGCAAUGGGUGAUGUAUUGUGCGGGAGAUGGUAAUUCUUGUCAACGUGAAUGUGGUGAAAUUGGCAAGUGUAUGGAAGGUUGCCAAAAUGAAAUGUUACCAAAUAAUCUAAAAAAUGGUAACGAUAUGCAUCUUUGUAAACUGCGAAUUGUUUCAGAAGUAUAUUUGUCUCAAAUCAAUAAUUCAAAUCCCCUUAAAAUAAAAGUAUUAAAUUCUCAUUUGUCAUCUAAUAUUCUUAUGACUCAUACACCACAAAUUGAUCGGUUGAGUUUAACUCGGCAAGUACGUGAUAAUAUCAUAAUUAAUCGUAGAGCAGAUCACAAAACAACUAAAAAUAUUAAAGCUAAAAUGUUAGCUCCGUACAAUGGUGCAAAUGAAGAAGUUUUACGAGAAGCAUUACAUAAUCAAAAAGAAAUAUGUGAUGAUAAAAAAUUGUAUAGAUUUUUAAUACGUGAUGAUAGACGGACUAAAGAAAGUACAGGUCCAUGGACAAUCUUGCAUUAUUUAAUUAAUGAAAUCCUUAAACCAAAAGGAUAUAUUCUUUAUUAUCAACAACCUGAUUUAUCUGCAGAAACAAGUUCUGAGCAUUUUUAUCAAUUAACAUUAUCAGACCAAUUAUGGUUAAAAAAUGCUCAAAGGUAUGGAAGACACUGUAUUGGAGUUGAUAGUAAGUACGAUUUAAACAAUGAUCGUGCACCAGUACUUGCAAUUGUAGCUGAAAAUAGUGCAGGGUUUGGCACUCCAUUGGCAUUUGGUUUAUCUAAUAAGGAAAAUAAUUGGACGACCAGUAUUGCAUUAAUGUCAUUAAAAAAUAAUGUACCAUGCAAUAAUCCAGACUGCGAACAUAAAUGGUAUUAUGAGGAUUUACCAAAUGGAAAGGGUUUUAAAAGAAUUACAGAAUGUGCAAAAAAUCAUAGUUGGAUUCCAUUGGUAAUGAUGGAUAAACAUCGACCUACUAAAAUAGCCACUGAAAAGGUAUUGGAUCGUACGAUCUUAUGCUGGUUUCAUGUUAUGCAAACAUUUGGCGAAAAUUUAAAUAAUUGGAAUAUAUCAUGGCCAUUACGUGGCACUAAAACAGUAGUUAAUUUUGUUGAAAGAUUAUAUGGUAUUCGGCUAUUUCGGGAAAAUUUAACAAAUGAAUGUGGUCAGUCAAACUUUGAAGCUGGACUUGCAACAGUAUUUGAUAUGCAAACAAUUGAACAGGAAACGCAAGCCGCACAUCUAGCAUCAGACAAAUUGCGUAGAUUAAAUCAUGGGAAACUAUUAUUCCUGUUAGGUUAUGUUGAAUUUGCUGGUGUUGAUAAUUAUUUUUACUUAAAAAAAGGAAAUUAUCCUUUUACAAUAGAAACAUCGUAUAAUGAUGAAUUAAUUAACUUGGAUCGUAAUGGUUUGAAUUUAUUAAUGCCAUUACAUAAUAAAUUAAUGGAACAGCAUUUAAGCAAGGUUCCAAAUCAUCAUGAUCAUUCCGAAUAUUACUUAAUUAACAUAAAGACUGGAGAAUGUACGUGUUUUGAUUAUAUCUGGAACGGACCUUUUAGAGAUACUUGCAAGCAUUGUCAUGCUGCAUUAAUUUAUCAAGAAGCAAUCAAGUCUUCCGAUAUGUUACUUUUUAAACAAGAGAUUAAAAAGGAAUUAGUACAAUAUUUUAAAAAUAAGCAGAGAGUAUUGCCCGUGGAAUCAAAAAAUAUUUCAAUAUACAAUGAAGACAUCGAAACUGCUUACUUGGAAAUUGUUAAUUUAUAUAACACAAAUGGUUUGGCAAUAUUCAAAUCAUAUUCCCGACCAAAUGAAAAUAAUAAUGAUCCAUUUCGGCCUGUAGAACUAAAUAAUUAUAAAAGUAACAAUGGGGCUCCUCCAAAAUCAUCGGCAAAACCAAGAAAACCAAGUAGAAUCCUUAAAGAUACUGAUCGGAAUACACCAUUUUCUGAACAAACAAGAAGCACAAAAAGAAUUAGGAAAAAUAUUCGUAAUGCUAAGGAAAACAUUAAAGGCAUAGAAAAUCCAUAUGAACCUUUAAUUACAUCACCCUUUCAAAAUGCUCAACCAACAAUUAUGCAAUCUUAUUCGCAAAAUAAUUAUAUCCACUCUUUAUUACCCAUUUCACAAUCAAUACAAACUCCUAUAGAUUCUUCUUAUGUAUAUCCUACAAAUUUACCAAUUUCGUUUCCUAGCACUACACCAUACUAUUCAAAUUCUUCAGUGCAAUUAAAUAAUUGCCCACCAACCCAAAAUUCAUAUUCUUUUACGCCAUACCUUGCAAAUGUUAACUCCUAUUCUGAAUCUACACAUAAUAAUAUGACGUCCAGUACACCUAUGCCAAAUUUUUCAAGUUCUGAUAGUAGACAACAAGAAAAUAGACUAUAUUAUUAUGUUUAA